Molecule: messenger RNA, 255 nt
Organism: Bipolaris oryzae ATCC 44560
Lineage: Eukaryota; Fungi; Ascomycota; Dothideomycetes; Pleosporales; Pleosporaceae
Exons: 2
Coding region: 1-255 (84 amino acids)
Source: RefSeq, a predicted model, not a curated record
AUGUCCACCUCCAACUACACCCACACCCCCGUAUCGCACACCCUUACACGAUCGAGCAUCCAGUCCUGGAAAGACAGCAUCAAGCAAGCACGCCAAAACUGCGCGUUUUUAGAGAAAUGGCCGUGCAUGUACUGCCAGGGCGACAUCGAUCUAAAUAGUUUGCGCGAUCACACGCAGUUUCGGUGCCGGAAUACCAAGUGUGUUGGUGUAGGGAAGUUACAGGUGACGUGUUUUUGGGAUAUCAGGGGGUCAUAA